Messenger RNA from Auxenochlorella protothecoides, 1119 nucleotides. Its product is annotated as Phosphoribosylformylglycinamidine cyclo-ligase, chloroplastic/mitochondrial. Gene Ontology annotation, cellular component: cytosol. The record is from RefSeq and is a predicted model, not a curated record. NCBI's taxonomy places the organism in Eukaryota, Viridiplantae, Chlorophyta, Trebouxiophyceae, Chlorellales, Chlorellaceae. Gene Ontology annotation, biological process: adenine biosynthetic process; 'de novo' IMP biosynthetic process. Bases 1 to 1119 code for a protein of 372 amino acids. Gene Ontology annotation, molecular function: phosphoribosylamine-glycine ligase activity; phosphoribosylformylglycinamidine cyclo-ligase activity. The transcript has 5 exons.
AUGUCGGCCGCUGCUUUCUUCAGGUCGGCACCCUGCCAGCGGACCGGGGGCGAGCCCUCCUGCAGCUAUGCUCCCUCUCCUCAGCGAGCCUCGCAUCGCCGCUCCGCUGCACGUCCCCGCCCUGCCCUGCGCGCACGGGCUUCCGCGGGCGGCCUGUCUUACAAGGACGCCGGGGUGGACAUCGAUGCUGGGAACGAGCUAGUCCGCCGCAUCCAGAAGCUCAACCCCAACAUCGGGGGCUUCAGCGGCAUGGUGCCCUUCGGUGACUCCUUCCUCGUGGCGGGAACCGACGGGGUGGGGACCAAGCUCAAGCUGGCCUUUGACGUGGGCAAGCAUGACACUGUGGGCAUUGACCUGGUUGCCAUGAGCGUGAACGACAUCAUCACCUCGGGUGCCAAGCCCAUGUUCUUCCUGGACUACUUUGCGACGGGGAAGCUGGAUGUGGACACCGCUGAGCAGGUCAUCAAGGGCAUCGUGGAGGGAUGCCGGCAGUCUGACUGCACCCUGAUGGGGGGCGAGACGGCGGAGAUGCCGGGCUUCUACAGCCCCGGCGAGUACGACCUCGCCGGCUUCGCGGUGGGCUCCGUGCUGCAGUCGCGGGUGAUCGACGGCAAGCGCAUCGCCGCCGGCGACGCCGUGCUGGCCUUGCCCUCCUCCGGCGUCCACUCCAACGGCUUCAGCCUGGUGCGAAAGGUGCUGGAGGUCAGCGGCACCGGCCUGGGCGACGCCGCGCCCUGGUCCGACGACAGCGUGGGGCGCUCGCUGCUCACCCCCACCACCAUCUACGUCCGCGACGUGCUCAGGCUGACGGAGGCCGUCGACGUCAAGGGCCUGGUACACAUGACAGGGGGCGGGUUCCCGGAAAACAUCCCACGGGUGGUGCCCAAGGGCCUGGCCACCCGGGUCAGCCGCGGCUCCUGGGAGGUGCCCGCGCUCUUCCAGUGGCUGCAGGAGGCCGGCAAGGUGGCGGACGAGGAGAUGUUCCGGACCUUCAACAUGGGCGUGGGCAUGGUCAUCGUGGUGGCGCCCAAGGAUGUGGACGCCGUGCUCCAGACCCUGCCCCAGGCCUGGGUGAUGGGGAAGAUCGUGGAGGGGUCGGGCGUCGAGUUCACCGACUAG